CGCAGACACUGCAGUCAGAACGACACGAACAUAUGAUUUCUUGCAAAAUGUAGUCUGCCUCUGCACCUGAUUUGUCUUCUUUCUUCCAAGUGUAGGUCGUUUUGUGGUUAAAAUGCAGGCGAACAUUCUUAGUCGGAUUACUACUUCAAUUAAACCAGCAGCAUGCCUGCAGCGGGCCCAGGCAGUUCCGCCCUUGCUGCUCUCAGCUCUGCCACACCGUCUCUACUCAUCAAACCUGGAGGCGGACAUUGUCGUCAUCGGCUCUGGUCCUGGAGGCUAUGUCGCUGCUAUCAAGGCAGCUCAGCUAGGGAUGAAAACAGUUUGUAUAGAAAAGAAUGAUACGCUUGGAGGGACCUGCCUAAAUGUUGGAUGCAUUCCAUCAAAAGCCUUACUUAAUAACUCACAUUACUACCAUAUGGCUCACUCGGGAGACCUGAAGAACAGAGGAAUUGAAGUGCAAGGUGUGGCACUCAACUUGGACUCAAUGAUGGAAGCCAAGCGCGGGGCUGUCAAGGCUCUCACGGGUGGUAUUGCUGGGCUCUUCAAGUCAAAUAAAGUCACUCUGGUAAAUGGUCAUGGAAAGAUCACAGGCCCCAAUGAAGUAACGGCACUCAAGUCUGACGGUAGCUCUGAGGUGGUCAAGACCAAGAAUAUCCUCAUCGCCACAGGGUCAGAGGUCACACCAUUUCCUGGCAUUGAGGUGGAUGAGGAAACAAUUGUAUCGUCAACAGGAGCCCUAUCUUUGAAGAAGGUUCCUGAAAAAUUGGUUCUCAUUGGUGCUGGUGUCAUCGGUUUGGAACUGGGGUCAGUAUGGGGAAGGCUAGGAGCUCAUGUCACAGCUGUGGAAUUUCUUAACAGUAUCGGAGGUGUGGGCAUUGACGGCGAAGUGUCUAAACAGUUCCAGAGGAUCCUGGCCAAACAAGGCAUGAACUUCAAGCUGGGAACCAAGGUAAUGUCAGCCAGGAGGGAAGGCUCUGGCAUCAAAGUCAGUGUGGAAAACGUCAAGGAUCCUUCCAAGAAGGAGGAGCUGGACUGUGAUGUGCUACUGGUGUGUGUGGGGCGUCGUCCAUACACCGUCAACCUGGGUCUAGAAGAGGUGGGCAUAGAACGAGACGAGAAGGGAAGGAUACCUGUCAACUCUCGCUUCCAAACAGUCAUUCCAAGUAUAUUCGCUAUCGGAGAUUGUAUCCACGGGCCUAUGCUGGCUCACAAGGCAGAGGACGAGGGAAUCGUAUGUGUGGAGGGAAUUGCUGGUGGACCAGUGCACAUAGACUACAACUGUGUACCCUCAGUCAUCUACACACAUCCCGAGGUGGGCUGGGUGGGCCGCUCGGAGGAGGACCUCAAGAACGAUGGAGUCGAGUACAAGGUCGGAAAGUUCCCAUUUGCUGCCAACAGCAGAGCUAAAACGAACAACGAUACUGAUGGCUUUGUGAAGGUGUUGGCAGACAAGCUGACUGAUAAGAUCCUGGGAGUCCACAUCAUCGGGCCAGGAGCUGGAGAGCUGAUCAACGAGGCAGUGUUGGCUAUGGAGUACGGUGCAUCAGCUGAGGAUGUGGCCAGAGUGUGUCACGCUCAUCCGACUUGCUCAGAGGCGCUGAGAGAAGCCAAUCUCGCUGCAUACUUUGGCAAAGCAAUCAACUUUGGUUAAACUGUUAAUACUUUACUUUCGGGACAUUAUCUUGUCAAGUGGGAAUGCAGUAGGUAGUGCGCUGUAGUGAGACCUCACGUCUGAUCACGCAACCACUGGUUCCUCACUACCAUCGCUCUGGACAUAGGCAUUUCAUAGAAUUUAUUUAUUGUCAUACGUACUGUUCAUUCUUACUUUACCAUUGAUGUCUACAAUAUGUGAAAGAUCUGUAAACGAGAUACAUUUGUACAUAUGUAAUAGCUUUGUUAUUUAAAACGCUAACAUUGUUAAUAAAAUUUCCAAUGUUAUAUUUUACUUCCAAUUUUGUUUUAGACUUAAUUUUUCAAUGAUCUUUACGUUUAUUGAUAUAAACACUUUGCUUUAUAAUAAAAUAUUUUAUUUAAAAUUUAUACACAAAAUAAAAUUUUAAAUCUUAAUAAUA
This is a messenger RNA of Homalodisca vitripennis (glassy-winged sharpshooter), 2072 nucleotides long. Its product is annotated as dihydrolipoyl dehydrogenase, mitochondrial. Gene Ontology annotation, cellular component: oxoglutarate dehydrogenase complex; mitochondrion. The coding region runs from base 113 to 1651 and encodes 512 amino acids. Gene Ontology annotation, molecular function: dihydrolipoyl dehydrogenase (NADH) activity; flavin adenine dinucleotide binding. The transcript has 13 exons. The record is from RefSeq and is a predicted model, not a curated record. NCBI's taxonomy places the organism in Eukaryota, Metazoa, Arthropoda, Insecta, Hemiptera, Cicadellidae.